Hydractinia symbiolongicarpus is the source of this 1796-nucleotide messenger RNA. RefSeq names its product telomeric repeat-binding factor 2-interacting protein 1-like. Gene Ontology annotation, molecular function: telomeric repeat DNA binding. Gene Ontology annotation, cellular component: shelterin complex. The record is from RefSeq and is a predicted model, not a curated record. The transcript has 12 exons. Gene Ontology annotation, biological process: regulation of DNA-templated transcription; telomere maintenance via telomere lengthening. Bases 23 to 1666 code for a protein of 547 amino acids. NCBI's taxonomy places the organism in Eukaryota, Metazoa, Cnidaria, Hydrozoa, Anthoathecata, Hydractiniidae.
UUUUAGCCAGCUAGAUACAAACAUGGAUGAUACCGAUUCAAAAAAGCCAAUUUUUGAUCAGCUUAAAUUCUUGAUGAGACCAGGUCCUAAUCGUGCGGAAAUUAGAAAACUGAUUGAGGAAAACGGAGGUGUCUUGGUUAGUGCAAUAAAGGAAGGAGUUAUCAGGCUGACGGACGAUAAGUUGCAUUUGGAAGGAUAUCACACUGAUUUUAUAAAAGAGUCGUGUAAAAAACAGAAGCUCCUUGACAAGACAAAAUAUGAACUGCCAAGGUAUAGAAGUGGCACAACAUCAACUACAAUUUCUAUUGAUAGAAGUUUACUAACUAAUGCACGUCUAAAGUACCAACCAGAAGAAGAUGAUGCCAUUUUAUGUUAUGUGUCAAAAUACGCAAGGAUGAGUGGAUGUACCGGAAGUUUAACAGGAAAUCUGAUUUGGAAGAAGAUGCAGAGUGAAAAGGUGACUUUGCAUUCAUGGCAAUCGAUGAAAGAUCGAUAUUUAAAGCAUCUUCAACAUAGAGUACCAUCAUUUGAUUUUCAACGGAUAACAAUGCGUGUUUGUGAUGGUCGAGAAAUACCGUUUGCUGUUAAUACAUUUGACAAACCUUCAUUUUCCCCGAGAAAAGGGAAAUCUACACCGAUAAAAGAAGCGCGGAAGGAAAUAAGUGAUCCUACUGACAGCGUUGAAACAGAAUCAUCAAUAGCAACUGAAUCAACAGGUGAUGUCACUUUGGUUAGGCGGAAAAAACGAAAGAUGCUUCCAAGCAACCAGCCAGUGUUUACAGCAUCACCUCGAGACUCUUAUGGUAAUCCGAUCGAUGAUAUUGAGAAGAGUUCUACUUGCAAAGGAGAAAACAAAGAUUUAUCAACAACCAUGUCAACCAACAAGGAGAAUAACAACAAUAUAGACCCUUCCGAAGAUAUCGACUUUUUCCAGACAAUUAAUUCGAAUGAGAAUUCGAUGGACACACCCAAUGAAACAAUCAAAAACACUGUUGAAUUACAUAACAGUCAACUUAAAACUCAGCCAGCAAAUAAACAAAACGAAGAACUAAUGACACUUCUUAAAGAUGUUACUGUCGUAUUUAACGAUGUAUAUAGUUUAUCCCCCACCAAAAGUUUGAAAACAGAACAAACCAGCGAAAAGAAAGCAGAGGAUAAAAAUGAACAACAUGAAGCGAUUUCUCCGGAAACUAACCCCCGUCUUUCUCCAAAAUUUUGUUCCACACGUGUGAAAGGAAAUACACUCGUGACAAAUGUACGUUCGUCAGAUUCAGCUACCAGACAGCUUCCUGUUUUUGACAGUAGCGAUGAGGAUGAUUUGUUUGACAAGCAGCUGUUGAGACAAGCAAUGAUGUCAUCACAAAACAUAAAACCAAUAUUGGACGAAAAUACAGCAUCAGUUAAUGAACAAACAGGAAUAGGAGAAGAUAGCCACAACCAUUCGGCUGAAAGUUGUUUAGCAGGAAAUUCAUCGUUGUCGCACAAUGUCGAAAAUGAAAUUAUUUCAGUGGAGAACAUUCCACCAUGCGAAUGUCAUAGAAGGCCAGCGUACAAACGAGCCCUCCAGAAGGUGCAGGAGUUUGACAACCUAGUCCGCGAAGCUGACCCUAUAUUUUGGACAUCUCUUCGUGGUGAACUGUUGUCAAUUGGUGUAAUAUCGAAGUAAAAACCUCUCGUUAUUUCAAUCUGACCACGUAAAACAAUCGUGAUGCAAAACCAUGAAACGAUUAUACCCGCUGUUUGCUGUGGAUGUAUAUAUGUAUAUAUUUUUGCACUUGUAAAAAUCUAAAAGUCAA